CGAAACAUUCCUUCCAUCUCUGAUAUCAGAAACCUGUCGAUCCUAGUUCCAAUUCCAAGCAAGAAACAAUGGCUGACGCUGCUAUCAGUGCUACUGUUAAGGUCGUCUUGGGGACAGUCAUUUCCAUUGCCGCGGACCGUGUUGGUAUGGUUCUCGGGGUCAAAGCGGAGUUGGAGAGACUAGGCAAAACUACUGCAACGAUCCAAGGUUUCCUGGCUGAUGCUGACGAGAAAAUGCAUAGCCAAGGGGUGCGAGGUUGGCUCAAGGAGCUAGAGGAUGAGGUUUUUAAAGCUGAUACCGUGCUAGACGAGCUCAACUACGACAAUCUUCGUCGGGAGGUGAAGUACCGAAAUCAACCAAUGAAGAAGAAGGUAUGCUUCUUCUUCUCCUUCUUUAAUGCAAUUGGCUUUAGUUCCAGCUUAGCUUCAAAGAUCCGGGACAUCAACACCAACCUAGAAAGGAUCAACCAGCGAGCCAAUGAGUUGGGAUUGGUCAUUAAGUACCAAAUUGAAGCUGCACUCCCUGCUGAUGCCGUUGGUGCCAGACAGACCGACUCUAUUGUCAUUCCGAACGUUGUAGGAAGAUCCGGCGACGAGUCAAAGAUUGUGGACAUGUUAUCGAGCCCAUCUGAAAAGGUUCUUUCUGUUAUUCCCAUAACAGGCUCGGGAGGUUUGGGAAAGACAACUCUGGCGAAAUCAGUCUACAAUAAUCCAAAAAUAGAUGGGCACUUUGGCCAAAAAAUUUGGGUUUGUGUGGCUAAAGAACACAUUAAGAUAAUGGAGCUGUUCAAGCUCAUUUUAGUACAAUUGACACAAGACGAAGUUAAAGUGGAUGACAGAGAGGUUAUCGUUAAAAAAAUUGGAGAAAAGCUCAAGGGACAAAGAUAUUUCCUUGUUCUUGAUGAUGUGUGGGAUCAUGAUCAAGGAUUGUGGGAUGACUGUUUCAACACUUUGAUGGGACUCAACGAAACCAAAGGAAGCUGGUGUCUUCUCACCACUCGUCGGGUACCAGUGGCUGAUGUUGUAUCUACACAUUUGAAGAUGAAUAGCGGUCCUUAUUUCUUAGGAAAGCUAUCACGUGAUGAGUGCUGGUCCAUCAUAAAAGGAAAGGUGAUGAGUGCAGGGGAAGAAGUACCAGAAGAAUUGGAAGCAUUGAAGAAGCAAAUUUUAGGGAGAUGCGAUGGCCUACCCUUGGCAGCAAAGUUAAUUGGAAGUUUGUUGCUUAACAGUGGAAAAGAGGAGUGGCAAUCUAUUGUGGAAGAGGGUCUCAUUGUGGAAGAGAGUCUUUUGAAUGAAUAUCAAAGCCAAAUUAAUCAAAUACUUAAGGUGAGCUUUGAUCAUUUAUCACCUGCAUCAGUUAAGAAAUGUUUUGCAUAUUGCUCGAUUUUUCCCCAGGACACUGAAUUGGGGGAAGAUGAACUAAUUCAGCACUGGGUUGCUAAAGGUUUUGUUCUACCAGAUCAGAAAAAUAAUAGAGUGAUGGAGGAAACAGGAGGCAAGUAUUUGAGGAUUUUGUUGCAAAAUUCCUUGCUGGAAAAAGUCGAAGAGUCGUGGAGAACGUACUAUAAAAUGCACGAUCUCGUGCAUGAUUUUGCAAAAUCAAUUCUUAAUCCAGAAAGCAGCAAUCAGGAUCGCUACCUUGCAUUGGACUCUUCUAAAGGUUUGGAAGAAAAUACCAUAAGGACAAUACCAGCAUCAAUUCGCACGUUAUUUCUCCAUGUAGAGGGUGGCGUAUCUACUGACAUGAACAUGCUUUUAAGAUUCAAGUGCUUGAAUGUUCUCAGAUUGUCCGGCGAUGAUGUCAAGUUUCUACCGAGCUCCAUUGGCAAACUACUACAUUUGCGGUUGCUCGACAUUUCAUCUUCUAGAAUCAGAAGUUUGCCGGAAUCUCUUUGCAAGCUAUAUAAUUUGCAGACACUAACUAUGAGAUAUGGUGAAUUUGAAGGAGGUUUUCCAAAACGGAUGAGGGAUUUGAUUAGCUUGCGACAUCUAAACUACUAUCAUCGUCGUGCAGAAUUUAAAAUGCCAAUGCAGAUGGGACGAUUGACUUGUCUUCAAACUCUAGAGUUCUUUAAUGUAAGUCAGGAGGAGGGUUGUGGUAUCGAAGAGCUUGGGACCUUGAAAUAUCUGAAAGGAUCGUUGAGGAUAAGAAAUCUUGGACUAGUGAAGGGCAAAGAAGCAGCUAAACAAGCAAAAUUGUUCGAAAAGCCAGAUCUGUCUCGCUUGCUGUUUGAAUGGAAGAGUGGGGAUCGGGAAAGCGAUAACCGUGAGGAGGAUGUGUUGGAAGGUCUCCAACCUCACCCAAAUUUGGAAAUGUUGGAAAUUCAAUAUUUCAUGGGUAAUAAAUUUCCACAAUGGCUUAUCAAUUUGUCAAAAUUGGAGACAUUGUGGAUAGAAAACUGCAAGAGAUGCAGUGAACUCCCCUCAUUAGGACAACUGCCAGUCCUCAAACAUCUCCAUUUGGAGGGAUUGGACAACAUUCGAUUUAUUGGAGAUGAAUUCUACGGUAUUACUGCUAAUGAGGAGGAGGAGGAGGAGGGCAGAUCACGAGCAUCAGGGAGCAGCACUAGAAGACGCAAAUUCUUUCCUGCCCUUGAAGAACUCUGGGUAGAAGAUAUGGGGAAUUUGGUAGAGUGGAAAGGUGCAGACCAAGUGAGGUUAACAGUAGGUGAAGCAGAAGCAGAUGCCCUUCCCAUGCUGAGGAAUUUUAACAUUCAAAAUUGCCCACAACUGACCACUCUUUCAUGCUCGUGUAAAGGCCUAUACGUGAGGAGUUGCCAUAAUCUAACAAGUAUAAAAACCGGUUACGACACUGCUUCUGUUGAGGAGUUGAGGAUCCACUCUUGCGACAAUCUUAGGGAGCUGCCAGAUCUGGAUCUGUUUGGAUCGAGUUUGCGGCGGUUGACGAUCGAAAGGUGCCCAAGAUUAAUUAGUCUAGGAGUAAAUGGACAGAAAUGCCCCCUUUUACGAUGCCUUGAGGAAUUGAGUAUUGAUGAUUGCGAAGGGUUGACCACUAUAUCCGCCAAAAUGUUCCAGUCAUGCCGGUCUCUGCGGUCCCUGUCGGUGAAGUGUUGUCCCAAUCUGGUAUCAUUUUCGCUUAAUUUGCAGGAGACGCCUUCUCUCGAGAAAUUCGUCUUAGACACCUGUCCCAAAUUGAUCCCUCAUAGUUUGAAAGGAUUUGCUUUUGCCACCAGCUUAAGAGAAUUGAGCAUCAACAGUCCCUUCUCCUCAGAUGACUCCUCAGUCGAUGAUUUUGAUUGGUCUGGUUUAAGAUCUGCAUCAACACUCCGUGAGCUUCGAUUAGAAGGGUUACCUCACACGGAGUCCCUGCCACACCAGCUUCAAUACUUGACUACCCUCACUUCACUAAGUCUGGACAACUUUGGAGGAAUAGAAGUGCUACCGGAUUGGAUUGGAAACCUUGUGUCCCUUGAAACCCUAGAGCUAUGGGAUUGCGACAAGCUUCGAUCUUUACCAUCCGAGGCUGCCAUGCGACGACUCACAAAGUUAAAUCAUGUUGAAGUUUAUUGGUGUCCUCUGUUAAGACAACGAUACACUCCCCAAAGAGGCGUCCACUUGAAGGAGUAUAUUUCAAGUGAUCUGACAAGUGGUGACAGCGAACAAGAAGGCAAUAAUGGUGCUCAAACAUCAGUCUCAUGUUGUUUCCCAUCGUUGCUGAAGAAGGAGAAACCAGGAGAGUCUUAGAAAGCAGACCUCAUGUUGUUGGACAAAGACACCACCCUUUGCUGUUGCAUUUCUUACAAGAUUGCCAGGGGCCAGAAGUUAUUUUCGCUCAUUAGACAGGUUUGAAGAUGAAGUUAGCAAUCAAUGAUGAGAAUUUUGCACAUCAGAGAGCGCUAGCUUUGAUGGAGGCUUCGCCAAUAGGUGGUUCUCCCCAGGUCUCCCAAACAUAAUUUUUUACUCAUCUCCUGCUCGGGCUGCAGAAAGAAAGGUAAUAAUUUAGCUUGUUCAUCUUCAGGGCAGUUUUGAUAGUUUUUAUCUGCAUUCUUGAUAUGUAUUUUGUAAAUCAAUUACCAAAACUUCUUUUUUCCCUUUGGUGUAACAUGCUGAUUGCUGAACAAAUUGAAAGAGACCAAAAUUCUGUGUUUUCUCUGCCUCUCUGAACUACUGAAAGAUUGAAACAUCUUAAAUCUCUUUAAGUGCAACUUGUUACAUUCUAUUUGGCCGAGCACAAAUUUAUUAGCAAUGGUUCACAUCCAAUUAGCCUCUUCGUUUGAAUGUGGUACAAAAUGUUUCAUUUGAUUUGCAAUGCUAGAUGUACAUGGACACAUUCUUAAUUUUUCUGUCACUGAUAUUGCCAGUCUCAAUGGAUAACAUUAAAGCUAGUUGAGAAAUGAUUUUCACAGAAAACUCAUGAUACAAUUUGCUGUUCUUUGGAACUGUGUACUUAUUGCCAUAAAAUUAGAUCAGUCUAAUUGAACUUCAAAUAUGUAUGUGGAGGAACUAGAGUCCUGUGAACAUUCACCCCUUAUAAUUGAUACUGCAUGCUUCAUAUCAAUGACAAUAAUGUCUUUUUCUUUUCAAUGACAAAAAUGUUGGAUAAUUGUUUAUCAUCUUUCACAAGUUUGGAAAGUUUAUAAGUCACAAUUGCCUUGAUUUUCUGUUCAGUGAUCUGGAUUACUGUAUUGUAACCUUGCAGAUGAAAAAUGCAAGGAAUGAUGGUGCUCAAAUAUCAGCUUCAUGUUGUUUCCCAUUGCUGCUGAAGAAGAAGAGCUCAGGAGGUAUGUGGUGCACAAAAGUGAUAAUGCAGCACUUCUCUCCCCAAGAACUAUAAGUUUGCAUUCUGAGUCUUAGGAAGCAGACCUCGUGUUAUUGGACAAAGGACACCACCGUUUGCCGUUGCGUUUCUGACUAGAGUGCCAAGGGACAGAAGUUAUUUUCAUUAACCAGACAGGGUUUGAAGGCUUGUAGAGUGUGACAUGGAUGAAGAACAAAGAGAGGGGAGCAUCAUCCGAGCAUGGAAGCUGAUACUGGAGACCUAUCAAGGUGCGCAGCUGAUUUUAGGCAAAUUAGACUGAUGGACUUGUUGGUAAAGAAGUUGGAUGUUUGUGACAGUAGAGACAAUAAAUUGGAUAAACAAUCAAUUUGGAGCAGUGAGAGAAAUGCAGAUACAAGAAGUCUUGAUUUGUACAAAGGUCCAAGGAAGAGGAGGGAAAACGUUCUUUUCAGUAGAUGUGUGCAUAUUUUGUGAAGAAUUAACACACUUUAAAAGCUGGCAUUUCAUACUUUUGGUGUAUCAGAAUGUGACAAGUCCUGAUAGUACGUUUUCUUCAUCUUUUACAGUGAGUAAAAGUAUGUCUAGAGACCAUAUUUGUAAGAUUUCCUACCCCUUUUUUAGUUUGGCAUUUGAUGGAGAGAAUUUAGAACUCUUAUUACUUUUCCUCUUCAAGUAAUCAUUUUUUGU
Coffea arabica (coffee) is the source of this 5424-nucleotide messenger RNA. The record is from RefSeq and is a predicted model, not a curated record. NCBI's taxonomy places the organism in Eukaryota, Viridiplantae, Streptophyta, Magnoliopsida, Gentianales, Rubiaceae.